Dicentrarchus labrax (European seabass) is the source of this 2926-nucleotide messenger RNA. Its product is annotated as tRNA-dihydrouridine(20a/20b) synthase [NAD(P)+]-like. The record is from RefSeq and is a predicted model, not a curated record. Bases 262 to 1674 code for a protein of 470 amino acids. Gene Ontology annotation, biological process: tRNA processing. The transcript is spliced from 13 exons. NCBI's taxonomy places the organism in Eukaryota, Metazoa, Chordata, Actinopteri, Moronidae. Gene Ontology annotation, molecular function: flavin adenine dinucleotide binding; tRNA dihydrouridine synthase activity.
UCUCAAAGCCACGCCCACAUUUCUUCCCCGCAUCGUGGACUGAAGCGUCGUUAUUUUAACUAAAUUACAGUAAACUGUAAAUAUAACUCAAUCUGUAUGUCACAGCGUGGGGCUUUACGGCACACAUCCAGUCUGUCCUCGUCUCUGAAAUAAUGAAACAGAUGUCAGACGACAGAAGCUGUCCUUAAACGCAACGCCGCUCUUGGAUAUUGAGCACGUUAGCUUGUUAUGCUAGCUGGCUAACAGUGCUACUUGUGGAGAAUGAAGACUUGCAAUGGUAACACCAGCAUCAUGGACAUGUUUGAAAAGGGGAAAGUUCUGAAAAUAUGUGCCCCUAUGGUUCGAUAUUCAAAGCUUGCAUUCAGGUCCUUGGUGAGGAAAUAUGACUGUGAUAUCUGCUUCACUCCAAUGAUAGUUGCCUCUGAUUUCAUGCGAUCUGUCAAAGCCAGAGACAGUGAAUUCACUACCAAUGAGCAUGACCGGCCCCUGAUUGUACAGUUUGCUGCCCAUGAUGCCCAGACUCUUGCUGAUGCAGCCUGUGUUGUAGCACCUUUCUCAGAUGGAGUUGACCUCAACUGCGGCUGUCCCCAAAGAUGGGCUAUGUCAGCUGGGUUUGGUGCAUGUCUCAUCAACAAGCCUGAACUUGUAAAAGACAUGGUCAGACAUGUCAGAAACCAAGUGGACAAUCCAAACUACACAGCGUCCAUCAAAAUAAGAAUUCACAAGGACCUGAGGCAGACUGUGGACCUGUGCCAGAAGGCUGAAUCAGCCGGUGUGUCAUGGAUAACAGUCCACGGCCGUACAUCGGAAGAACGCCACCAGCCAGUCCAUUAUGAUGCCAUAAAGACAAUCAAAGACAGCAUAUCCGUCCCAGUCAUUGCCAAUGGAGACAUAAAGUACCUCCGUGAUGUGGAGUCCACUUACAAGCUUACUGGUGUUGAUGGAGUUAACCAAAAGAUGACGCUGCAAUGGACUGCGGUGGCCCUCUUUCUCUAUGUGGAGAUGGGCAUUCUUGUCAUCCUCUGUUUACCCUUCAUCUCAGCCAGGAGGUGGCAGAGUAUUUUCCAGCUGAGGAUCUGGAGCAGUGUGGCGCAGUUAUGGAACAAAGUGUUUCUCACAAUGAUCAUAAUACUUAUUGUCCUCUUCCUUGAUGCAGUGCGUGAAGUGAGGAAAUAUUCAGCUAAAGAAGUUGGCACAGAUACCAAGCUGCAACCGAACAUGUUUGAUCACCUGCACAUGAAGCUUUUCAGGGCCCAGAGGAACCUCUACAUCUCUGGCUUUGCUGUCUUUCUCUGGCUGGUUAUGAAGCGAGUGGUCACCUUGAUUAACCAACUGGCAUCAGUGUCUUCCACUACUGCUGCUCUUCAGGCUCAGGCCGACAGUGCUAACCAGACUGCCAAGAAAUACAUGGAGGACAAUGAGUUGCUCAAACAGACUCUGAUGGAAGGGAAGGGUGAUAAGGCGACCGCAGAGGGCAUGGAGCUGUUGAGGAAAGAUGUGGAGAGACUGAAAGAAGAACUGAAGACCUCAGGAGAUGCCCUGAAGAAAUCCCAGUCAGAGGCAGAUGUGAUGAAGAAGCAGACGGAUGGCCUCGCCAGGGAGUAUGACAGACUGUUGAAAGAACAUCAGGAGCUCCAGAAUCUCCAAGACAGCGGAAACAAAAAGGACGACUAAUAAUUGUAAAAUCCUCCAGAAGGGUGAAGUCUUUACACAGCAACAAACGCGAGAGAGCCACCACAACGCACACAUGCUUUACCUUCAUAUCACGCCUUGUGUCACAAUGCAUAUCACAAAACCAGGAUUGGCUCCUCUAAGGUGGCAGUAACGGUUUUAAAGCAUGGGGGCACAUUUUUAUGAGGGCACCAGUCUGGCUUAAACGGAAUGAGUAACAUUUGAUGGUUUCUUGUUUCUGCCUGGCACAGUGUGACUAAAGAGGAUUGCUUUUUCAAGUGCACACUCUAUCAGGCAGAUUAAUUGCGCACGGUAAUUGGAGAGAAUUUAGUCGGUAAUCGACCCAGGUCUGAUCACCGACAACUUAAUAUGUUAAAGGAAUAUGCAACAAGGAUGGGUGUUGUUUUAUGGCUUGUACAUUUGUUUUUUAUACAGGUGGACAGUGUACAGGGCAAGAUUUGUUGUAAUCUAGAGCUCUCUGUUACUGUUACUGUGGUAAACAGCUAUGAAUGUAUUUUGAUAUUAAGGGUUUGCUUCUUUGUUUCAGUAUAUAGCAGGGACACCUGCUGCACCCAUUUUGAGCUGAAACGCACAGUAUGUAAAUUUAGUCUGUUCUUGCAUGGCUGUGCAAAUAUAGUUUGCAUGUGCAGUGGCACUUAGACAAAUCAUUUUCAUACUUUUUGUUGUAUUACAGCCGAUGAUCUGUACUUUUUGGUGAACGAUAAUGGUUGGAGAGUUCUAUCAUCCAGUGCUGAUAUCAAUAAAACUGAAUAUCUGUAGGAAUAUAAAAUUGCAUUAAACCCCCGUUCAACCACAUGUUUAUAAUAAAAUAGAUUCAGUCUUGGUCAAAGGUAGGUGUUAAAAUAUGUCUUAUGUAUGUUUCUGAGCCAUAGAAGGCCCAGGUUGCUGUAUAUUUGCUGCACUGCAUGUUUCAUUUUUGGGUUAGCGCACGAGUUGUACUGUUAUGUGUCAUGAAAAUAAUGAUGGUUAUAUUUCCGUUAUUCAGACAGAGCCUCAUAACUGUGAAAGAGGAGCCGAGGCUGUGAUGGCCAGAGGCUUUUAUGUUCCCCAAUUUUUUUUAAUGAUUAAUAGGCAUUGUCUGUCUGUCCAGAGUUAAUUAUCAGGACAUAGAACUGCAAAAAAAAAAAAAGUAUAAAAGUUGUUUUCUGCCUUUUCUGUUAAAGACAGAAUUCAGAUUGAAGUGCCUUUUUAUUUGGAUGAAGUACAUUUUGUUUAAUAAAGAUACAUUCCUUUA